UUCUAUAAGAUUGGGUUUAAUGGGUCCACUUGAGACAUUAUGUGAACAAGACAAGGGUUCAUCUUGCAUUGCCUCAUUAGUCUUCAGUCUUCACCAUCCUAGCAUCCUCACCUCACAAAUAUAACACACCAUCACAAACAAACAAAAGCAUAAAUGUUGCUGCUACUUACCUUCCAUAUUUAACUCUCCUUCACGUUCACAAAUAUUAUACCUCCUAUUUAACUUUUAUUCUAGACUCUCUUCUUCUCAUUCUCAAGUUUCCCCGGCCACUGAAUUUAGAAAAAAAAUGCUUCAUCAAGAAGAUUCAGUGACGGAUCCUCCCAUCACGAAGAGCCCCCAACUGUUGGAUGAUCAUGAAGAUGGAGGAGAUGAUGGAGAAAGGAUAAGAUCAUCUUGGGUUCAAAAAGUGAUCAACUUAGAAGAAUCCAAGGCUCAAAUCAUUUACGCUCUGCCAGUGAUAUUCACAAAUCUCUUCAUCUAUUGCAUCCCUUUAACAUCUGUGAUGUUUGCUUCUCACCUUGGCCAACUCGAGCUCGCUGGUGCAACACUCGCCAAUUCAUGGGCCACCGUCACCGGUGUUACCUUCAUGAUAGGGUUAAGUGGAGCACUUGAGACAUUAUGUGGACAAGGCUUUGGUGCAAAAAACUACAGAAUGUUGGGGCUUCAUCUACAGUCAUCUUGCAUUGUUUCAUUAGUCUUCGCUAUAUUCAUCUCCAUCUUCUGGUUCUACACAGAAUCCGUUCUCCGACUUGUCGGACAAGAUCCUAACAUAUCAAAACAAGCUGCCCUGUAUAUGAAAUACCAAGCUCCCGGUUUACUUGCUUGCGGGUUCUUACAAAACAUUCUGAGAUUUUGCCAAACACAAUCAAUCGUUACUCCUUUAGUCAUCUUCUCGAUUGUUCCCUUGGUGAUUAAUAUCGGUAUCGCAUACGUUCUGGUCUAUAUAGCUGGCCUUGGAUUCAUUGGUGCUUCAAUAGCUACAUCUAUUUCAACGUGGAUAGCUUUUCUUUCUCUGGGAACUUAUGUGAUAUGUUCAGUCAAGUUUAAGGAAACAUGGACAGGAUUUUCGUUGGAGUCAUUCCGUUAUGUAAUAAUAAACUUGAAAUUAAGCCUCCUUUCUGUUGCUAUGGUAUGUUUGGAAUAUUGGGCGUUCGAGAUUCUUGUGUUAUUGGCAGGAUUGAUGCCGAAUCCAGAAAUCACCACAUCUUUGGUAGCUAUAUGUGUCAACACGGAAGCGGUUAGCUACAUGUUAACAUGCGGCCUUAGCGCAGCUGCAAGUACGCGUGUGUCCAACGAGCUUGGAGCAGGAAAUGUAAAAGGCGCAAAAAAGGCGACUUCUGUUACCGUUAAGUUGUCUUUAGUUCUUGCCCUCGGCCUAGUUGUUGCUUUACUUGUAGGUCACGAUGGUUGGGUUGGGUUAUUCAGCAGUAGUCAUGUGAUCAAAAAAGAGUUUACAUCAUUGAGGUUCUUUCUUGCUGCCACUAUAACUCUUGAUACAGUCCAAAGUGUUCUAUCAGGAGUGGCCAGAGGAUGCGGAUGGCAACGUGUAGUCACACUUAUAAAUCUGGGAACUUUCUACCUAAUUGGAAUGCCUAUUGCAGCCUUUUGUGGUUUUAAGUUGAAGUUGUAUGCCAAGGGUUUGUGGAUUGGUAUGGUAAGUGGGAUAUUUUGCCAAUGUUCAUCACUCUUGCUUAUGACAAUUUUCCGGAAGUGGAAAAAGCUAGAUACUCCGGUCUGAAGAUUUAUGUCGUUGUGGACAAGAUUAACAAUAUUAUUGUUUUUUACUAUUUUUGAAGUUUCUUUUUUCAAAAUUUUCUCUGUUCCGGAUAAUUUUUUCGGCUAGACAUUUAAUAAAAAUGUAUAUUUUUUUAAAAAAAAUUGGAGCAUAUAUACCA
Messenger RNA from Brassica napus (rape), 1895 nucleotides. RefSeq names its product protein DETOXIFICATION 19-like. The record is from RefSeq and is a predicted model, not a curated record. Gene Ontology annotation, biological process: xenobiotic detoxification by transmembrane export across the plasma membrane. Bases 287 to 1738 code for a protein of 483 amino acids. Gene Ontology annotation, molecular function: antiporter activity; xenobiotic transmembrane transporter activity. NCBI's taxonomy places the organism in Eukaryota, Viridiplantae, Streptophyta, Magnoliopsida, Brassicales, Brassicaceae. Gene Ontology annotation, cellular component: membrane. The transcript has 7 exons.